Molecule: messenger RNA, 3432 nt
Organism: Monodelphis domestica (gray short-tailed opossum)
Lineage: Eukaryota; Metazoa; Chordata; Mammalia; Didelphimorphia; Didelphidae
Gene: BPIFC
Product: BPI fold containing family C
Molecular function (GO): lipid binding
Source: RefSeq, a predicted model, not a curated record
GAACCACUGACCUGCCCAGUAAAGAAACUCGGCAUAGAUCCUAGGCACAAAGAUAAAUUUAGAGCUUCAAGGAACCUUAGAUGUCAUCUGAUCUAAACCUUUUCAUGUCUCCAAUAAAGAGACUAGAAGUUAAAUUAUUUAUAAGUAAGGAGUAGCAGAUUCAAACUCAGAUCCUCUGACCAGAGUUUCCAUCUCUCUUUCUCUACCAGUUAGUGUCAUUUGAGGCCUCCUCUAUUCCAAGCAAUGGAAGCCUCUUCAUAAUUGGAGUGGCGAAAAGCCUAAUCCCAUCUUCAAGGUGCAUGUGUGUUUUCCAGGGAGAUGAUUAGAAAGGUAAGAUUGUCUACUGAGCCAGUCAGAGUAUAGUUUUUCAUUCAUACUGCCAUUGCUUAAUUGCAAUGAAGUAAUUAUUUAUUGUAUUUUGAAAGAGGCUUAAAAAAAAUCCACCCCAGAGAUGAUUCAGACCAAUAAUUAUCUUGGCUCGAUUACAGUUGAGUUUCAGGCACAAAGUGCUCAACACCCUGGCUUCAAAGAAGGUGAGUCGGGAUCUAGCCUGGGCUGACCAGCUGCCGCUUUCCUACUUCCUCCUUCUUAAGGUCACCCCAAAGAGAAGAUGGAAGCAAUGAAGAUCCUGAUCCUUUGGGGUUAUUUCCUCUUGUGGAACCCACUUACCCAAUCAACUCAGCUUUACCCUGGAAUCAAAGUGAGGAUUACUCAGAAGGGCCUGGACUAUGGUAUACAGGCUGCAAUGGAAGCAAUUGAGGUGAUAAUGAAGACAAAUGGGAUUCCGGAUUUCAAAGGCUCUGAAUCUCUUGACUUUUUAAAGGUUGACUAUGUUGACUAUAAUUUUUCAAACAUAAAAAUCAACAUGUUCUCGUUUCCAAAUAUUUCAUUAACCCCUGUGCCUGAAACUGGAAUUAAAAUAUUAACCAAUCAUGGUUCAACAAACAUCAGCAUGGGAUGGGAAAUAAUGUCUCCGCUUUUAAAAGAUGGAGGAGGAGCUACUCUGUUUCUGGGUGAGAUCUUUUUCUCUGGUCUUGGUAACCUGUCCCGGAGUGAUACAGGCCACCCAAGCAUGCAUUUAGUAGAUUGCCAUGUUCAAGUUGGUCAUGCCCACAUAUCAUUUUCAGGAGAACUCAGUGCCCUAUAUAACUCCUUUGCACAUCCAAUGGAGAAACCUAUUCUGAAGACUUUGAAUAAAAGGUUAUGUACAAUUAUCACGGAUCAGUUUGAAGAAAUAAAUGCAAAUAUCAGCUCUCUGGAGGUUGUAACCAAGUUUGGUGAGGAUGUUGUGCUAGAUUAUUCCCUUUUGGAGCCUCCAGAAAUCACCCAGUCAUCCAUUGACCUGCAAUUGAAGGGCACAUUCUACCCAGUGGAAAAUUUUACUGACCCUCCAUUCCAACCAGAUCCAUUCACACUCCCAGAGCGCAGUGAUUCGAUGCUUUACCUUGGAAUCUCAGAGUAUUUCUUUAAGUCUGCAUCAUUCGCAUAUUUCACCACUGGGGCCUUCGACAUCACUCUGACCACAAAAGAGCUAUACAAGCACCUAAUUCAAAACCCCCAGGGCAUUGGCAGUUUGUUUUCUCAGAUUGCAGAACUAUAUAUCAUGUCUCGGCCACUGAUGGUGAGAAUUCUGACCACUGAACCCCCAGUGAUCAAUUUAGAACCAAACAAUUUCACCCUCAACAUCCCUGCUUCUAUUGUGAUGAUGACCAAACCUAAAAACACCACCGAGGAAGUGAUCGUCUCUAUGGAUUUUAUGGCAAGUACCAGUGUAGACCUGGCUAUUUUUGGACAAAGGUUGAUCUGCUCCCUAUCUCUGAACAGGUUCCAGCUCUCUGGACCAGAAUCUAAUCGUAGCUCUAUUGAGGUCCUGAGAUUUGAGAAUAUUCUCUCCUCUAUCCUUCACUUUGGAGUCAUCCCAUUGGCAAAUGCAAGAUUACAGCAAGGAUUCCCCCUGCCUAACCCACAUCAGAUCUCUCUUGUCAAUUCUGAGAUUGAAGUUCACAAGGGUUUCCUUCUGAUUUCCACUGACCUCAGAUAUGCUCCUCUUUGGAGGAAACAGUAUUUUGAUGGCUAGAAAGGUCAAAUCACUGCCAAGGAUGCUGACAGAAGACCUCCCCUGGCUCCUGGAUUGAUGGUGCUAAAUUGAAAGAGGAGACAAAUGAUUCUUGACCCCCACUCUGCCUGUGAGGCUGGAAGACAAAGGGACUAUGGCAAUGAGUGCUGACAUGGUUUCCUUCCUAGCCUUAAGGGUAUUAGAGACAAAAGGGAGGGGGCCUUGCGUUGGUAUAGAUGUAUGUGUGUGUGUAACUAUGUGUCCUGAGUGUGUAUAGAUGUCAGCUGCUGGGGCUACAAGGCAGGUUUAUUAGAUGGAUGAAGAGGAUAAGAAAGUCUUGGGUGAGCUGAAAAGCUUCCUUUGCUUUGUCCCCAUCCACUACAUUUAGGAUUUUGUAUUUUGUACUUCAUAUUUUAUUCUCCCAUUAUUUAAUUAAAAUCUCUCCUCAUGCAAGCAGUCCCAUCUACUUUACUUUGAGAAAAGAGAGCAAUUGGCACAAGACUGAUUUCGUAGUUUCAUAUGGUUCAGGAAUGUGAAGGGUGUUCAAGUUUCUAGGCUGCCCUGGCCUUGCUUUUUAGAAAGUCUAAAAGAGAAAAAAAACAGGUUUAGGAACAAAUGUAAAAGUUGGCUCCUCUAAAAGAAUUGGCCCUGGUGACUAUUAUCAAGUCACGUGGUAUAGGGGAAUGAGUGCUGUUGGAGCAGGAAGACUGGGUUUGAAUCCUGCCUCAGACAUUAAAGAACUAUGUGAUCAGGGACAAGUCUUAUAACUUGAGUUUCCUCAUCUAUAAAAGGGGAAGAUUAGCCAAGAUGGCCUCUGAUGUUUAUCGAGUAAUCGAGUUGAAUGUCAGACCUGAGGAACAAACAACAAAGAUUGUUCCUGAUGAAUAUGCUGACAAAUGCAUCAGUCCAGCAGGCACCUUGAUCACUUUGUAAUGGAAUAGUAUAGUGUAAAGGAAUGUGAUAACAGCAGAGAAACCUGGAGCUCUGAACUGAUGCAAAACAAAAUGAACAGAAUCAGGAAAACGACAUUUGCACUGAUGACCACACAGCUGCUGAGGUCCAAACCAGCUUGAAAUCUAGGGGUCCCUGACAUACCCCCUCCCCAAUCCAAAGUGUCCUCAUCUGUCAAAUGAGGAAGUUGAACUAGAUGGCCUCUGGGUCUCCCCCAGGUCUAGAUCAAGGAUCCCAUGAUUAUUAACAAUAACAAAAUAAAACAGAGUGCUAUGAAAUUAUACGAACCAAACCAAAGCUGGCCCCAUUGAAGAGCUAUGCACAAGUAUCUCUGCAACCAACCCACCUCUCUCCAUCUUUCUUCUUUGCUGAUGUAAGGGAUUAUGAGUGGGAAACCCUUUAUAUAAUGUCCAACUUUUAACUUU